Molecule: messenger RNA, 654 nt
Organism: Didymodactylos carnosus
Lineage: Eukaryota; Metazoa; Rotifera; Eurotatoria; Philodinida; Philodinidae
Source: the annotation of a GenBank genome assembly
AUGUACUUCAUUCUCUGGUUCUUCGUUUACAAUGUUGUUUCUACGGUCAACUUGAUUACACCGCAAGAGCAACAACAGCAACCACAAACAAUCUUUGAACGCUUCUCACUCCAACAUUAUUUAAAAUAUAAUGAUUCAUUUCUACUCGAUUUAAUACACGAAGGAACGCCAUCCAAGAUAUUUGCCUAUUGCAGCCACCUGCUCGAUGUAUUUAAAUAUUCGUCUUCUAUUGAUAAAACUGCAUUGUUGUAUGCUGUAGCCACUGCAACGUUUGAUCUUGCUGACUAUAGACAUGCUCAUGAAUUGCUUUUGCGAAUUAAUCAAACUACAAAUGUGGAUUUAGAACUCAAUGAAACACAAAUGAUGUUAGAUAAAACACAUCAAGCCGUCUCUGCCUAUCUUCUUCAAUUGGAAUCAUUACCGGAUGAACAUUUUUUUUAUCGUUGGUCGCCCUUGUCAGAAAACAGUCUAACAACGACUCUAUUGAAAUCAUAUUCUCUCUCCCCAACAGUCGAAUAUCAACUACGAUCCUAUUUGAAAUACUACAAUUAUCAAUUAAUUAAUCAAACAAUCUUAUUACAGCUAAGGAGAUUAAUAGCAAUUGAAACAGGAAGGGUGGAACAAGUUUACGAAGUUACAUCUCAGGAAAUUUAG